ACAGUAGCGAUCCUGCACUGGGGUAACACGAUUUUUCGCCGUAUUUACUUCCUUCAUUUACAUAGCCGCAACAAAUCCAAAUUUGUUAGGCUUCUUUCUUUAAUCUUAAAAAUUCCUUCAUAAAAGAGAGGAAAAGUUUAACUUGCUGUGGAUUUCUGGUUUUAAUUGUUACUUGUUUACAUAAAAAUUGCUUCUACAUAUACAGCCAUUCUUCUGAAACCAUCCCGAUAAACGUUCAUUGUCGUUAUAAAUUGUAUUAUAGGUGCUUUUCUCAUUUCUGAACGAGUAAACUAUCAUGGAUGGAAUGCAGAUGAAUUCCACCGGGGAUGUCCCUAUCGAGUAUGACUUUGAAAAUUAUGCUAAUCACAUGAACAAAUAUUUGUAUGCACACAUUGUUUGUAUGUUAAUUGCCUACGUUUUUAUUCUUCCAAGUGGUAUCGUUUUGGCCAUGGCCAAAAGCAAAGCCCAUAUUCCCGUUCAAGUGACCUACGUAUUAUUGACCCUUGUCGGCUACAUAUUUGCUCAUAUGUCUCAUCACCAUGCUUCUCAUACUGAUUAUUAUAAAGGAAAUAUUCAUCGUCCGGUAGGAAGAGUUUUCAUGUGGAUGACAUUUUUGAUUGUAGUAUUUGGUAUUGUUACAGCUUUUAUAAAACGUACGCUCUUAAAGGAUUCUUCUUCAAAUCAAUUCCUUGAUUCACCAUCAGUUGAUGGAAGGAAACCGGAACAACCAAUGAAGGAUACUCUGAGUUAUGGUGCACCUCUGUUAGAAAACGAAGACAGUCAAGAAGACUUGGAGUCAAAUUAUGAAGGCACAAGUCCUAGAGACAAUCAGUCGACAUUUGCUUUUACUAACUUGCGAAAAGCUGCUGCCCCAAAAGGAAAACUUGUUUUAUUAUCGGUGUUGCGUUAUACCCAUAGAAUUUUAGGACAUUUAUGGUUGUACUUGGGGUUCUUUGAAGUAUGUACUGGAAUUGUUUUAUUCGCCGGAAUUUUUAAAGGAAGUCAUAUUUUUAACGGUCUUGCCCAUUGGAUAAAGGGAGGCCUUUUCUUAUGGUACGGAAUUUUAUCUUUUGGAGAGUACCUUGGUGCCUUCGCUGAAUACGGAUGGGCAUGGAAUAUACGACCAAAAAUAAGUCAACGCGGGUUUAAACGAUUCGUCCCAAGCAAGGAAAUGGUCGAGUCUUCCAUUCUUUUCACUUACGGGAUUUCCAACGUUUGGUUAGAGCAUCUUGGUAAUACAGACGGGAUCUGGAAUCAUCACGAUUUGCAACAUGUCUCCAUUGCUUUUAUGCUCUGGUGGGCAGGCUUAUGUGGUAUUCUUGUUGAAUCAAACAUGGUUCGCAGAUUUUUGAACAAUAGCUUGUCUUAUGCCUUAAAUCAAUCUCCUCAUGAAGGAAGUUCUACUUCUGACGAGAGUCCAUCUGUUUCGUUAAAUCUUUUUCCUGCGGUAACUGUGUUUUUUACUGGUAUUAUGAUGUCGUCUCAUGAACAGAAAAGUCAAAUAUCUACCGUUAUCCAUGUUUAUUGGGGUCGAUUACUUUCAGCGGCAGCCGUUUCUCGUGCUUGCACAUACGCUUUACUUUAUUUGAAACGACCUAGUUCACCAUGGCCAACCCGUCCUCCAACAGAAAUCAUCACAAGCUUUUGCUUGAUCUGCGGAGGAAUAAUGUUUAUGGCAUCUACUUAUGAUGUGGUUAAUAAAAUUCGCGUCAAUGAGCUAUCUGCUAUGUUGCUCAUGAAUCUAAGUGUUGCCUUAACUUGUAUCAUUAUGGGUCUUGAGCUAUUCUUUUUAGGACUGAAAGGAUAUGCUCUUGUAAAACAAAAUUAAUUAAUGCUAACAUAAUGAAUGAAGGGCGUAACAUAACCGCCCUUUGUUGCCGCCUAUAGAUUGUAUUAACAUGGUGAAACAUGUUUUGCAGCACAACAACGGCAUUAACAUAACUAAAAUGACAAAAAAAAGUUCAAAAAAAAAAAUUUUAGACAAACCAAUUUCCUUAGUAAUAUUUUUUUAUUUGUUCAAAUAGAAUAUUUUUAAUAUCCAAGACAAGAUUCAACAAAUUCGAAUCUGCCCA
This is a messenger RNA of Schizosaccharomyces octosporus yFS286, 2072 nucleotides long. RefSeq lists its product as uncharacterized. NCBI's taxonomy places the organism in Eukaryota, Fungi, Ascomycota, Schizosaccharomycetes, Schizosaccharomycetales, Schizosaccharomycetaceae. The coding region runs from base 296 to 1828 and encodes 510 amino acids. The record is from RefSeq and is a predicted model, not a curated record. The transcript is spliced from 2 exons.